AUGGAGAGCCUGAGUGAACUGCAAAACCCCCUGCUGCCCAGAAGCCCUGCCCACCUGCACGGCGCCUACACCUACCCGGAGGCCUCGCCCAGCUGGUCCUGCCAACAGAAGCUCUACUCCUACCUCCUGGGUGGUGCUGGUCCUGCUCACGCCCACCAGCUCCUGGACCCUGGGUCCCUACAGCUGGCUGUGGAGGCCUGGUACAGGCCCAGCUGUCUCCUGGGGAGGGACAAGGCCAAGGAGCCCAGGGCAGGCAGCUGUGAGACCAGCUUCACAGAGGUCAGGGAGCCCCCUGUGGGGCCCACAGAACAGUCCACAGAGCCUGGGCACGCCGAAGGGGAUGUCGCCAUCCAGACAGUGUCCUACGGGGUCCAAGAGGAGCUGCAAGGCCAGGACGAUGGCCAGGAAGAGGAGGAGAGUGAUGCGACUUCAUCAGAGAGCGAGAGUGAAGACAACUUCCUCACGCUGCCUCCCAGGGACCACCUGGGUCUCACCCUCUUCUCCAUGCUCUGCUGCUUCUGGCCCCUGGGCAUUGCUGCCUUCUACUUCUCCCAGGGGACCAGCAAGGCCAUCUCCAAAGGGGACUUCCGCCUGGCCAGCACCACCUCCCGCCGGGCCCUCUUCCUGGCCACACUCUCCAUUGCCGUGGGCGCUGGUCUCUAUGUGGCUGUGGUAGUGGCUCUGGCAGCUUACAUGUCCCAGAAUGGUCAUGGCUAG
Lepus europaeus (European hare) is the source of this 717-nucleotide messenger RNA. RefSeq names its product synapse differentiation inducing 1 like (gene SYNDIG1L). The record is from RefSeq and is a predicted model, not a curated record. Gene Ontology annotation, cellular component: intracellular membrane-bounded organelle; membrane. The transcript is spliced from 3 exons. The coding region runs from base 1 to 717 and encodes 238 amino acids. Lineage: Eukaryota; Metazoa; Chordata; Mammalia; Lagomorpha; Leporidae.